Molecule: messenger RNA, 909 nt
Organism: Symbiodinium natans
Lineage: Eukaryota; Dinophyceae; Suessiales; Symbiodiniaceae
Source: the annotation of a GenBank genome assembly
AUGAUGCGCAUGCGCUGGAAUGUCUCCCAUGUCUUCCUCUCCGCAUAUCUGGCAUUCCUCAUUUCUCGCCUCGCACCAGAUGUGCUGGCGUACGACUGGCCCAAGUCAGCGGCCUUUGCCUCGGCAUCAAAUCCCAGGCAUCCACCAAGACCCAGCUUCGUUGCUCUGAGGGCCAAGGGCUCCAAGAGGCUUGACGACGCCGCGCGCAACAACCGGGCCAAUCAGAUGAACCCAAACCACAAGCCUUCGAAGAGCAAGGCCCAAGCUGGGCCUAGGAAGAGGACGAAGGCAUGUGUGAGCCCGCUAGCAAACCGGGCGAACCAGCGCAACCCGAACAAUGACGAGCCGAAAGACAAAGUGCCUGGGCACAUCAUUGAGACUUUCCUGGCUUGUGUCCGUGCAGUCAGCGGGGGAAACUCGCAAGUUCGGAAGAAAGGCUCGCGCCGGACGGGCACAGCAAUCCGAGGGUCGGAUUUCGACUAUCACUUGGAGACACCAACUGCGCUCAGCACCGCGAAUCGUGACAAGAUCAUCGCUGCCGCCUCGAAAAGAGGCUUAAGCAUAACUUGCAAGAAGGCGUUUACGGUGCGCCACGCUGGUGGCCCAAGCAUCGACUUCUUCCCUCCCGAGGCGGAGUGGCACGAUGACGUGCAGGUCGAGGCGCCGCUUCAACCCCUAAUGGAUCAGGGGCGCAAGAACGCGAUCAGGAAGCUCAAAGCUCUGAAGGCGAAGAGGAAGGAUGCUUUGAACUGGCAGGAGACAAGCAGCAAGGAGUUGGAGGAGCUGGUGCUGCAAGUUCAACGUGAGAAGACGCUUGACAAGCAUACGGAUCCCAGUGGCGAGAGGCGGUUUUCUGAAGCGCAGCGUCGCAUUUCAGCCGGGCUAGGCUUGAAAAGGUCGGUUUCAUGA